AUGAAGAGAAGUUUACAGGCCCUCUAUUGCCAACUGUUAAGCUUCCUCCUGACCUUGGCGCUGACCGAAGCUCUGGCGUUUGCUGCCCAGGAACCAUCUCCCAGGGAAUCUCUUCAGGUCCUGCCUCCCGGCACCAUGGUGACCCCACCGCUCAGCUCCACCAGUCGCUCCGCCCUGGUGGCCGCCCCCUCCAGGGUGACCUUGAGCCCCCGUCCCAAUGGGCCCUUCUCACAGGCCGAAGCCGCCGUGGCAGCAGCAACACCCUAUCCAGAGGGACACCCUCCUGCAAACACCGCCUCCACCACGAUGGCCACAGCCACCGCCCGCCAUGCUGACGGCCCCCGGAGCACAGGGCCCCUUCCUGCCGCCAUGGCCACCACCGCCUCCCGCCCAGAGGGCCGCCCCCCGGGGGAGGCUGGGCCCACCAUCCUGCUGACAAAGCCGCCUGCAGCCACCAGCCGCCCCAGCCCAGCCCCCACCCGGGGGGCCACACGCAGACCCCCCAGACCGCCCGGCUCUGCCCGCAGGGGGGCUGGCGGUUCACCCCGCCCCGUCCUGCCCGCCCUCGGGGGCCCCUCGGGAAGAAGGGAAGGCCCGCGGGGCAGGAACCAGAGCUCGGCGCACCCGGGGCAGGAGCAGCCCCCGGCGAGAGCCUUUCCCGUCUUCAGAGGCAACACCACAGGGUCCGCGGAGCCCGAGCCCCCCACCCGCCCCCCCUGGAAUGACUCCUCCUCGCCACAGACCCAGACGGUGGCCGCAGCCACGGCGCCCAGCAGGACCACACGGGCACCAGGCACCACCCCGUCGGGGCGCACGGAAGCCACGCCGGGCCUCAGAGCAGACCAGGGGGGUGGUCCUGCCCUCACCAGCCCGGGAGGGCAGCCGGACGCCGCCACAGCCUCAGGCGCCCCCGCCAGCCCACAGCCUGCCCCAGUGCCUUCUCUGCGCCCUCGCGGCGACCCCCACGACAGCUCCAGCCGCAGUGACUCCUGGCUCACUGUCACCCCUGGGACCGGCAGGCCUCUGUCCGCCAGCUCGGGGGGCUCCAGGGCCGCCCCGGGGCCCACCCAGGCUGCCUUCGAUGCCAGCGUCUCAGCCCCUCCCCAGGGGCUUCCUCAGGGAACAUCCUCAGCGACACCCUCCGCCCCGCGGGCCCCGGCUCAGCCCCCCGGGGCCUCAGAACGCACUGUCUCCCCAGCCGAGGAGGAGGCCGUGGCCGCCCCCAGCAUGACCGCCCGGCUGCCCCGUCCUCUGUCCACAGCGGUGUCCACGGCCACAGGGAACUUCCUCAACCGCCUGGUCCCCGCGGGGACCUGGAAGCCGGGCCCGGCCGGGAACAUCUCCCACGUGGCCGAAGGGGACGCGCCCCAGCACAGAGCCACCAUCUGCCUGAGCAAGAUGGACAUUGCCUGGGUGGUCCUGGCCAUCAGCGUGCCCAUCUCCUCCUGCUCCGUCUUGCUGACCGUGUGCUGCCUGCGGAGGAAGAAGAAGGCGGCCAACCCGGAGAACAACCUGAGCUACUGGAACAACGCCAUCACCAUGGACUACUUCAACAAGCACGCUGUGGAGCUGCCGCGGGAGAUCCAGUCCCUCGAGACCUCUGAGGACCAGCUCUCAGAGCCGCGCUCCCCAGCCAACGGCGACUACAGAGACACGGGGAUGGUCCUCGUCAACCCCUUCUGCCAAGAAACACUGUUUGUGGGGGGCGAUCAGGUAUCCGAGAUCUGA
This is a messenger RNA of Eptesicus fuscus (big brown bat), 1728 nucleotides long. It is a transcript of the gene TMEM108, whose product is annotated as transmembrane protein 108. Lineage: Eukaryota; Metazoa; Chordata; Mammalia; Chiroptera; Vespertilionidae. The record is from RefSeq and is a predicted model, not a curated record. The coding region runs from base 1 to 1728 and encodes 575 amino acids. Gene Ontology annotation, biological process: retrograde axonal transport; postsynaptic density organization; dendrite extension. The transcript has 4 exons. Gene Ontology annotation, cellular component: axon; endosome membrane; early endosome.